UCAUGUUUCAAUUCUUUGCGAGAUGUCGGGGACGUCGUUGACGUAUGUCGUCGUCUGUGUGGUAGAGUUAUUGUGCACCGUCUGCUAACUGUUUCGGCCUGCUGCUGAACCAAGUCAUUUUGGGGCUUGGGCCUAAGUUUUAAGGGUUGCUACAUAUAUUUUGAACUAACUUGACUGUUAUUGGUAUGAAACCUAGACUUGGUGGCCUUGGGAAUUAAGUGUAUGGUUAGUGGAUGAAUACCUUUCAUAUGCGUGAAAGUUUCCUGCAUGUGUACACGCACCAAGUCAGACUAUCGUGGACGUGCAGAGGUGAAACACGAAUUGAAGUUACGCUUUCUCUGUCAUGAUGACCUAGAUGAAGUGAAAAAGUUAUGUUCUGCUUGGUUUCCUGUGGAAUAUCCAGAUGCUUGGUAUAAAGACAUUACAAGUGAUAAGAGAUUCUUCUCACUAGCGGCUGUUCUAGAGAAUAGGAUUGUCGGUUUGAUUGUGGCUGAAGUUAAGACCAGAGCUAGAUGUCACCGAGAAGAUGUGAAUAUAUUAUCAGCCACGUUCCCAAGUUCAACUCAAGUGACCUAUAUUUUAAGCCUUGGUGUUGUUAAAGAAUACCGUCGACGAGGUAUAGCCUCUGCGUUACUCUCAAACCUUCUGACACAUCUGGGAACGAGUGAACGAUCUAACGUGAAAGCGACCUACCUGCAUGUUCUUGCUUCAAACACAACAGCCAUUCGCUUUUACGAGCGCCACAACUUCCGACGCCAUGAGUACCUUCCAAACUACUAUGCUAUCAAAGGCCACGCUAAGGAUGGGUUCUCGUAUGUAUUGUACAUUAACGGAGGACAACCACCGUGGAGUUUUAUAGAUUAUAUGAAGCAGUUUGGCUCAUAUUUAUCUAGGAUUCAACCUUGCACCCUCCCGCAGGCUGUCGCUAGACACACUCGGAACUUCUUUACGAGUCGCCGAAGCUGGUUGCCGAGCUUGCCCAGCGUAAACCUACCAAACAUGAACUUGCCAAACGUGAACAUUUUGACUAGAAUACGGGGACAGAGCGGCUCAUCUGCGCCGUCGUCGUCAGUGCAAUCUCCGUCCAUGCAAGUUGUACCGUCAUCAGAGGUCGCAGUUGCAAGCCUGCCUUCAUCAACUGUAUCUCCAUCAUCUGGACGUUUUACAUCCAAUCAAGUUCAUCCGUUAUCAACUCAACAGUGACACAGCAGUAUAACCAAUUUCUUUUUAAAUUUUUGGCGAUAUUACUCUUUCUCGUUGGAACAUGGAUUAUCAGUAAAUGCUGUCUUUAAAUAAGAGCUGUUAGAUUCAACUCAUACUGUACUUGCAGUAGGUAACAUUAUUGCAGUUUAAGUAACAUAAUUUUGCAACUCAGGUAUUUUCUAGAGAUUUUCGUAGCUCAUGCUUCCUCAGAUGGUACACCACAGGCUAAAUGUGGCUCUCAAUUGAUUUUAAGCUGGGCUGCCAAUUAUUUAAGCAUCCAGAAAAAAAAAUUCCUCCAACAAAAAUUAGCCUUUAGAUGUAAAUUAAGACUUCUAUAUAAUGUUUUUGGCUUAUAUAUUAAUAUAUUUUGAACAAUUUCAAAAAAUAAAUUUCCUCCAACAAAAAUUAGUCUUUGGAUGUAAAUUACGACUGCUUUAUAAUGUUUUUGGCUUAUAUUAAUAUAUUUUGAACAAUUUGAUAACAAUUUUAAAAUAAGCGUAAGCCUUUGAUCACCUCAUAUUUUUUUGCCAAUAUCCGGCAAUGUAGUUUUUGAAAAUUUCCCAUGUUGCAACCUCCAGCUGCAUUUUUAUAGUUGUGGCCAAUUUUAAGAAUGUAGGCAACUCUAAAAUUGUAAAAAUGUUUUUUUCGAAGCAGUGUUUUUUCUGACGGAAUGGUUGGCUUAUUCCCUGACGGGUGUUCAGGGUUCACUUCCCUUCCCCUACCACCACUUGACACCACCCCUAGCUGGCUUUGCCACUGGUAUUAAAUAUAUUAAUACUGUCACAAUAUUUAAGCUUGUAUAGAAUUUAUGUAUGAUACAUUAUACUUUAGUUCUAAUUUUACCAAAAAUUUAAAAUCUAUGUGAAUUUUUUCACAUUAAUCCAGUAUUUAACAUCUAACCUAUUAUAUUAUUUGCUUGUAACGUAGUACCUACUGUGAAGCUAUCCUUAGUAAUAGUGCCAUUGGCGUGAUCUUCACGGGUGCAAAACAGGGUUCGACUUCUCCAUCGUCAAGUGGGGAAUAUGUAAUAGAAAGUGUCAGGUUAUGGCUUGUAAGAAAGUAUGUAGCUGUCUUACAAGAAAGAAACAGUAGCUGAUGGAAC
Molecule: messenger RNA, 2305 nt
Organism: Anneissia japonica
Lineage: Eukaryota; Metazoa; Echinodermata; Crinoidea; Comatulida; Comatulidae
Product: N-alpha-acetyltransferase 60-like
Exons: 6
Coding region: 268-1203 (311 amino acids)
Biological process (GO): N-terminal peptidyl-methionine acetylation
Cellular component (GO): Golgi membrane
Molecular function (GO): histone acetyltransferase activity; protein-N-terminal amino-acid acetyltransferase activity
Source: RefSeq, a predicted model, not a curated record